Molecule: messenger RNA, 678 nt
Organism: Babesia bigemina
Lineage: Eukaryota; Apicomplexa; Aconoidasida; Piroplasmida; Babesiidae
Product: vesicle-associated membrane protein, putative
Exons: 2
Coding region: 1-678 (225 amino acids)
Biological process (GO): endoplasmic reticulum membrane organization
Cellular component (GO): plasma membrane; endoplasmic reticulum membrane
Source: RefSeq, a predicted model, not a curated record
AUGGUACAGCUUCUACGCAUCACCCCUGAGGAGGUGAUCGAGUUCCCUCUGGUCCUGUACACACCUCUCAACGCCAACCUCAAAUUGGAAAACAUUAGUGAGCAAAAUGUUGCUUUCAAGAUCAAGACCACGGCUCCCAAGGGCUACCUCGUAAGGCCCAGCACCGGCGUCAUCAAGGCGGGAGAGCAGCAGUCGGUUCAGAUAAUCCUGCAGCCCCUCAGCGAGGCCCCGAAGGCUGUCAACGACCGCUUCCUCGUGCAAUCGGUUACCUACGUCAGCGAGGAGCCGGUCCCGAAGGACCUCUGGACCACAGUGGAGAAGUCCCAAGUUGGUGAGCACCGUCUCAGCGUGGCCCUGGUCAAGGACCCCGGGCUGAACAUCCAAUCGGGCAACUCACCGCACGGCAUCCCCCCGCGCAUCGCUGCACGCCUGUUUACGCCACAGAGCGCCAAUGUUGAUCUGCCAGAAUUACGCCAAAAGUACGACGAACUGGUGCAAUACUGCCUCUCCGUAGAGAAGCUGAAGGCGCAGAUCAUCAAGGAAAACGAGCAGCUCAGGCAGAGGCUGAGCAUGGGCCCUGCGGACUCAGUAGGUACCAGGCUCUACGUCGAGCUCUGGUACAUCCCCGUCAUCAUCCUUCUCAUGGCUCUCGUGGCCAAAUUCAUGGGUCACUUGUAG